Molecule: messenger RNA, 342 nt
Organism: Trachymyrmex septentrionalis
Lineage: Eukaryota; Metazoa; Arthropoda; Insecta; Hymenoptera; Formicidae
Exons: 2
Coding region: 1-342 (113 amino acids)
Source: RefSeq, a predicted model, not a curated record
AUGGGAUCUCCUAUUUCUUCUGUAAUUGCCAACAUCUUCAUGGAGCAUUUUGCAAAAGAGGCCCUCAAGAAAACAUCUAAGAAACCAGAAGUUUGGUUCCGUUAUGUAGACGACACAUUCGUGAUAUGGAAACACGGCAGAGCCGAACUCCAUGUUCUUGUCUCUAAGAAAGCUAACGGUAUCUUAGGCCAUCAAGUGUACAGAAAACCAACACACACAGAUAGAUACCUACAUGCCGAGUCGCACCACCAUUCAUCACAGAAACAGUCUGCAAUCAACUCACUUGUCCAUAGAGCACCAUCUCUGACAAAGAACAUCUACAGACAGAACUCAAUCACUUAA